AUGGAAUCCAUCAAGAAGACAACUCGUUGCAGGCCAACCCUCAAGCUUGAUAUUUCGGCCGCUCUCAAGUUGGAAGUAGCGCAGACGCCAAUUAUCAUCAGAGAGUAUCAGAGUCCCAUCCUGUCUCUGGAAUGGGCAAAAAGAGAAUUAUCCAAAAACCCUCUCCCAGAAUAUGUGCCCGACAUGGCGGAACGGCAUGGGAGAUCACGAGACCAACUUCAGCAUUCGGGUGAUGCGGGAUGCCAUGACUACCUUCAUUGGGCUUUGCACCAUCCUGGCAAGCAACCACUCAACUCAUGGGAUUUGUGCAAUUGUGACCACGGCAAUAGCGAGAUUGACUCGGUCGAGUCUGAGCCCAUGACCGAGAAUGAACUCGCCCAGAGACGGCUCAGACUUCAGGAGACCCUCGCGGAUUUGGAAGCCUUUACACCAAGUCCGAUGACCGUCCAACUACAGUUUGAAGAGUUGAAUGGGGAUAUCACAGAGGCCAUAGAUGAGGACCUCUCCGAUUUCCCAUUUGUGAUAGAACACAUGAACAGCGGCGACAGCUCUAUCCAAGAUCCGAACGAGGGCCAAACGUAUGAGGAUGCAAUAGAAGAUGUUGAAUUCCUGAAUGACUUGCAGAUUGAUCUGGACAACGCCCCUUUUGUUUCAGAAACUGGUCAAGAAGUUCAGACAAACGAUAAUAAUACCACUGCGGCUGAACAACCCGAGCUUGGUCAUCGUACUUUGGAUUCGCUUAUUGCACCACCAUUCCGUGUGAGCUUGGCCGGGCUUGCUGGAACGCAUUCUUCUCUGUGGGGAGAAUCUAGUGGUGAAAGCUGUGCGAAUUCUUCUGACAAUGAUUCUGAGCAAUUUUCCUCUUCUUCGCGGCACAAGGGUGUGUUCAUUCCAGCUUGGUUGUGGUGUGUCUUGUGGUCAACUCUCAUCGGUUUUCUCAUAGGCUUCUUCAUUAUGAUGAGUCUGUUCAUUGCGUACAGGAAUGAGGGCAUGCUUGACGUUGGAAAAGCUGCUCCUUGUAGUACGCCCCGGCCAUGCGAAUGUGAUGUCUCUCCCGAACCCUACCAUGGUGGACAUGGCAUGGACCACCAAGCGAUGGCUGCCCACCAGAUUUGA
Colletotrichum orchidophilum is the source of this 1116-nucleotide messenger RNA. RefSeq lists its product as uncharacterized. The record is from RefSeq and is a predicted model, not a curated record. Lineage: Eukaryota; Fungi; Ascomycota; Sordariomycetes; Glomerellales; Glomerellaceae. The transcript has a single exon. Bases 1 to 1116 code for a protein of 371 amino acids.